Messenger RNA from Penicillium maclennaniae, 945 nucleotides. RefSeq lists its product as uncharacterized. Gene Ontology annotation, biological process: amino acid transmembrane transport. Gene Ontology annotation, molecular function: amino acid transmembrane transporter activity. The record is from RefSeq and is a predicted model, not a curated record. Bases 1 to 945 code for a protein of 314 amino acids. NCBI's taxonomy places the organism in Eukaryota, Fungi, Ascomycota, Eurotiomycetes, Eurotiales, Aspergillaceae. The transcript has 2 exons. Gene Ontology annotation, cellular component: membrane.
AUGGGUUCUGCAAGCAUCGGCCAAGCUCAGUCCAACCGCCCUUCGGGUGAUGCUGUUCACACCGAUCGGAAAGGGAGCGAAACUACCAAUUACGAUGUCGAAAAGCACAACACGGAUCUGGAUUCUGCCACUGCCCAGCUCGAAGAAAUCCAUGCCUUCAAGCAAGGGCUCCACCAACGGCAUAUUCAGAUGAUUGCCCUUGCAGUUCUGGUCGAGCGAUUGCUACCGCUCGGGGCCUUUCUUGCCUACACAAUCAUCGGCCUAGCAGUUUCCAGUGUAGUGUUCGCCGUCGGAGAGAUGGGGGCCUUAGUCCCACUCAAUGGCGGGGUCAUUCGAUACGCGGAAAUCUUCUGCGACCCUGCUCUAGCAUUUGCGAACGGAUGGAACCAGGUAUACGCCUAUAUUGUCUCAAUACCUUCGGAAAUCGUGGCAGCGGCAAUAAUCAUUGAGUUCUGGGUCACAAUAAAUAACGCCGUCUGGAUCACCAUUUUUGGGAUUUUAAUGCUCGUCACGGCACUCUUGUUUGUACGGGUCUACGGAGAACUGGAGUUCGGCGUCUCAAUGUUGAAGAUUAUGUUAGUUGUGGGCAUACACAUUAUGGCCUUAGUGAUCACUUGUGGUGGCGCACCUAACCACGCCGCGAUCGGAUUCACCUACUGGAAAAAUCCUGGGCCGUUUGUCCAAUACCUCGGGGUAUCCGGCUCUCUGGGUCGAUUUCUAGGAUUUUGGAAAGCAUUUGACAACGCUCUCUAUUCUUAUUCGGGAAUCGAAAAUAUCACUAUCGCUGCCGCCGAAACUCGAAACCCUCGACGUGCUAUACCGAUGGCGGCGAAGCGUAUCUUUAUUCGAAUUCUACUCUUCUACGCUCUGACGAUCUUCAUGGUCGGAUUAGUUGUGGCUUCAAAUGACCCUGACCUACUCACCGAGACUGAUACCGCGUCUUAA